Molecule: messenger RNA, 1874 nt
Organism: Rhopalosiphum maidis (corn leaf aphid)
Lineage: Eukaryota; Metazoa; Arthropoda; Insecta; Hemiptera; Aphididae
Product: mediator of RNA polymerase II transcription subunit 15-like
Exons: 2
Coding region: 504-1793 (429 amino acids)
Source: RefSeq, a predicted model, not a curated record
GCCAGUCACUAGUCAGUCCGGUGUCCGACGUCCAACCAUUCAGUAAACGCACCGCCGCACGACUGUGUUCACUUGUGUUGUGUAGUCGUCACUCGUGCGUGUUUUUGUUUUUUUUUUGUCGUCGAUCGUCAAAUUAAUACCGUCUAGCACCUGAGCCAUUUAUUUCGAUUAUUGCAACUGUUUUUUUUUUUUUUUAAUUAUUAUUUGAUUUAUUAACUUAUUUUUUUGUUUUGGUGAUCUAAGAAAAAAAUUGUUAAUUAUUAAAAAAAAAAAAUAAAUAAAUAAAAUCUGGUGAUAAAGAAAUUAUUUAAGUUCACAGUAUUAGUAUAUUGUUGUUAAAUCGAGUUUCGUGCGCCAGAUGCUUGCAGUGACAGUUGCCAGUGUUCCUCGUCGCCGGUGUCUCCAGGAGGAGUAUCGUUGUUAACCGCGCGCGCGUGUGUCGUCGCCGUACGGUGAUCUUCGGCGUGUGUGUUCGUCGCGCGCAGCCGUCGUCGUCUCACCCGAUGGCUCUGAACGCCACUACGUGUUACAACAAGGCGGUGAUCGCGGGCUACGGGUCGUCGUACCCCAGCCCGCUGGCCGCCGCCGCCGGCGUACCGUCCGCCCUGAUGGUGGCCGCGGCCGCAGGAUCCGCGAGCGGAUCGCCGUCGUCUCGGUCCGGGUCGUCCGGGUCCGGUACCGGGCCUUCCGGGUACCGCGUCAAGGACUUCAACGUGCCCCUGCACGUCGACUGCAGCGUCGAGUACGAAAUGCCCAGCUCGGCCAAGCCGCCGGUGGGUGGCAAGGUCGAGCCGCUGCUCAUGAUCCACCCGUCGUAUUACCGGAAGGCCGAGAGCCGGACCCGCAGCCUGUUCGUCAACAACAUGCCCGCCGCCGCUGCCUCGUCGUCCGGCCGGAGCAGACCCUCGGUCGCCGCGGCCGCGGUCGGUGGCGUCUGCGGUAGGUCGGGCGUCUCCGCCGCCAUCGCGAACGCCGCCGACGGACCGCCGCCCGCGAAAAAACCGUACGCCGGACCGGCUCCCGGAGUGACCGCGUCCACCGCGGCCGGCGUUUACGGCAUGGUUACCGGCGCCGUGGCCGCCGCCGCCGGCGCGUCCCAGUGGCCCCCGUUGGGCUCCAGCGCCGAGCACCAACACCACGACGGCAAACGCACCCUAGACAUGGUCCAGCGGCAAUACCAACAGCACCUGCAGGCCAGUCUGCCGCCGCCGAUGAUGACGGCUGCCUUGCCCACCGACAAAACCCACAUGACAGUGCCGAAAGGGUGUUCUUGCUGCCAGGCGAAAUUAUUAAAGCGCAAAGCCCAACAACCGCCAUCGGUGCCUCAACAACAACCACAGCAACACCAUAUCCACCAUCACCAACAACAACAACAACAACUACAACAACAACACUUAUCGCAACCAUCUCAUUUACAACAACAACAACAACAACAACAACACCUCCAUCACCACCAGCAGCAGCAGCAACACCAUCAACAUCUUCAUCAUCAACAACAGCAGCAACACCACCAUCACCAGCAGCAGCAGCAACAACAACAGCAGCAACAACAACAACACAUCCAUCACCAUCAUCAUCAUCAACAGCAGCAACAACAGCAGCAGCAACAACAGCAGCAACACCAAGAGUACCACAAGUCGAGGCAAAACGAACCGCAAACUCCUCAGUUGUGGGGUUUUAACGGUACCAUCGCAGCGGUGUUGCGCAACGAGUACGGUGGCAAACCGACGAAAACGUUAGGACGUAUCACCGACCCUAUCAACAACAUCCUGACGCCCACGUACAUGUUCUGAGCGUCGGAGUUGAUAUGAUAUUUUUUAUUAUAUUUUGUGAUAGACUGUUAAAACAUAUAAAAAAAAAAACCACGUUCGGAU